AAGUGAUAAUGUAAAAAACCAUGUAAAAUAUAUCCUUCAAUUUAAAAGUGCUCCGAUAGUGAAAUGGGCUCAAAGAAAAGACAAUGUAUUUCUGACAGUUGAAGUGAGAGAUUUGAAAGGUGAAAAAGUUGAAUUGACUUCGAAUUCACUUAAGUUUUCAGCAAAUGCAGAAGGUGUUAAUUACGUAUUUGAAAUUAACUUCUUUGCUGAAGUUGUUGUUGAAGUAAUGCUCCAUUGUAAUUUCUAUAGGAAAGUAAAUGGACAAACUACGGCUUAAAUGUCAGAUUUAUACUUUCCAAGAAAGAUAAAGCCACUUCAUAUUGGACAAGGUUGAUAAAGGAAACUCACAAAUUGUAAUAUUUAUAGGUAGAGUACUUAAUAAUGAUGGUUAGGUUGACUGGACUAAAUAUAUUGAUGAAGAUGAUGAGGCUGAAGAAGGAGGCAAAGGAUUGGAUGAUUGGGAUUCAAACAAAUUCUAAAAUUUUGAUCAUGGUCACGAUCACGGCCAUGGUCACGAUCAUGGUCACGAUCACGAUCACUGUCACGAUCAUGGGCAUGAUCACGGACAUGGACAUCAUCACGAAGAUGAUGAUGAUGAAGAAGAUUAAGAAGAACCAAAUGCUGGUAGAUCUGAUGUCUAUUUAAUUAGGAAAUAUUGAUGAUUUAGACUAAGAGGAGGAAGUGCAACAAAAAGAAUAGGUGCCUAAGGAAGCUGAUCAAUAAAAACAAGAAUAAUAAUGAAAAGUCAAGUGAGUAUUCUAAAAUUCUAUAAAAUAGAUUUUUUAUUUUAUUUUUACUUAAAU
This is a messenger RNA of Paramecium octaurelia, 803 nucleotides long. The record is from the annotation of a GenBank genome assembly. NCBI's taxonomy places the organism in Eukaryota, Ciliophora, Oligohymenophorea, Peniculida, Parameciidae.